AAAAAUAAAAAUUGACGUCGACGAUACUGUAAUCACUCAUCUUAGCGAAGCUGGUUAUUCUCCUGCUUAUGGUGCAAGACCUUUAAAUCGAUUAAUACAAAAUGAAAUACUAAACAAACUCUCCGUCCUAAUGCUACGAGGCCAGAUCAAAGAAAAUGAAACUGCUCACAUAUUCUUACAUGAAAAAAAAAUAUAUAUUCAACCUAAUCAUGAAUCUACCUCUGAAAUACUCGACGAAAGUAUGGACGAUGAUGUAAUGUCUGAAGACAUCGAUCCAGAAGAAAUUUAUUGAUUUUAAUAUAUUUUAUUUUUAACCCAUUUUCUAAGACUAUAAUACAGCCCUUCAACGGUCAACCUCUUCAAUACUAGUAAAAAAUGGAUCGUCUGCAUCAAGAAUAUAGAAAUAAGGAGUCAUAUAUAGGCCGGAAUAUUGAUUUAAGCCGGUCAGAGUCAGAAUUAACAGUGAAUAUUAAGAAGGCAACAAGUAUUAAAGAAACAGCGCCUAAAAGAAAACAUGUUAGAAGUUGUAUAGUUUAUACGUGGGACCAUAAGUCAUCAUUAUCAUUUUGGGCGGGACUUAAAGCACAGCCUAUUUUAUCGGACGAUAUCCAGAUUUUUAAGGCGUUAAUAUGCAUGCACAAAGUGAUACAAGAGGGGCAUCCAGUGACACUUCAAGAGGCACAAGCUCAGAAGUCGUGGCUUGAGAUUUGUUCACGUUCGGUGAUUGGGGGCAAUACUAAGGGGUACGGAAGCCUAGUGAAGGAAUAUGUGGAGUUUUUAAUAUCUAAGCUUUCGUUUCAUAAGUUACACCCAGAGUUUAAUGGAAUGUUUGAAUAUGAUGAAUAUUUAACGCUUAAAAAUACGAGUGAUCCAAAUGAAGGAUACGAAACCAUUACAGAAUUGAUGCAAUUGCUAGAUCGAAUUGAUUCGUUUCAAAAAACGAUAUUUUCGCAUUUUAGAAGUGGAUCUACAAAUGAAUGUCGUAUUGCAGCGUUAGUUCCUUUGGUUCAAGAAAGCUAUGGAAUAUAUAAAUUUAUUACAAGCAUGAUUCGAGCUAUUUAUCAUAGUACACAAUCUAGUGAAGGUAUUAAACCUCUUAAAUUAAGAUAUAAUUCUCAACAUCAAAAACUUGUUAAAUUUUAUUAUGAAUGUUCUAAUCUUAGAUAUCUCGUUAAUCUAAUAUCACUACCAAAAUUAUCACAGGAUCCAGAAGAAUUAAUAGAAGAAGAUCUUGAAAUAUCUUCGCAGAAAUUAUCUAUGCAAGAAAAAGAUUCAUUAUCAGAAGGGUCGUCGAAAAAUGAUGAUAAUUAUGACAGGUCAUCCAAUAUUUUGUCUAGUAGUCAAAUGCGAAAAACACCUACAUGUGAAGAACAAUUUCAAGCUCAAAAAGAAGCAGAAUACGCGAAACAAGAAUAUGAUCAACAAAGAAUAUAUGUUGAACAGCAAAAAUUAGCUCAUGAACGACUAUUAAAUGAACAAUAUCAAGUAUAUAUUCAAAAUAGAAUUUCAGAAUUAGAACAAGAAGUUUUUAAUAUGCGCGGACAAUAUAAUAGAGACCAACAUAUGCUUGAACAAUAUGAUAAGAGAGUUAAGGUUUUAGAGAAUGAAUUACAGAGUUUAAAUAUGAAUGCAUCCCAACAAAUCGAAAAUAAAGAUGGUUACAUCAAAUCGCUUCAAGACCGAGUUACUAUGUGGAAAAAUAAGUACGAGUCUUUAGCACAAUUAUAUACUCGACUUCGUGAAGAACAUAUAGAAUUUCUUUCAAAUUUUAAACAAGUUCAAUUAAAAGCAGCAUCUGCUCAAGAAUCCAUUGAGAAAAAAGAGAAAAUAGAAAAAGAGAUGGACAACAAAAACAUGGAAUUAGCCAAUAUAAUUCGUGAAAGAGAUCGUUUAAAACUUGAUAUGGAUAAAUUAAAAAAUCAAAAGGAGGAACUGGAUAAAAUUAACAAAAAUUUAAUGUCGAAUUUAGAAAAAACUGAAAGUUCUGAAAAAUCCAAAUCUCUUGAGCUUUCUUCAUUAACAUCUAAAUAUAAUAAAGAGGUUUCGGAUUUUGAAAAAUUGCUUUUGGUUAAGCAAAAAAUGAUUGAUGAAGUAUCAUUAAAGUUACAAGAAUCAUAUGAUCAAUUAGAAAAAGUGUCAAAAGAAAAAGAUGAUGAACUAGAGAUUUAUAAAGCCGAAGUGGAUUCUGCAUUUAUGAAACUUAAUGAUUUACAUAUGAAUAAUCGUAAUAUGGAUUCUGCUAUCAAUUCUGAAAUUAAUCGCAUUUUAAAUGAUAACUCUAACAAACUUAAUAAUAUUAUUGAUGCUAUUUUGCAAAGUUCUAUACAAAUGAUCGAUAAUUCUUUAUACGAACUAGCUUCUUCUAUGCAGACAGGCAAUCAAAAUUCAACUCCUGAAUAUUUACUAUCAACAAUUGAAAAAGGAAGUUCUAAUGCUAUGGAUUUUUUUACUGCUUUUAGUAAUUUUAUAGCGGAUAGUCCAAAUGGAGAUCAUUCUGAAAUAAUACGUUUGAUUAAUAUAUUUUCGAGUUCUGUCAGUGAAAUACUCAAUAAUGCAAAAGGAGUCGCUAGACUUGCUAGUAAUGAGGAUAUUGGGGAAAGGCUUAUUUCAUAUGCCCAUGAUUUUGCUAUUAUUUCACAGAAAAAUUUAGGUGCAUUACAAACACAUUCGUUAAUAGAUCUUUCAGAUGAAAAAAAGAUUGAAAUAAUUAUUUCAAAAAAUUUAGAUGUCCAAUUAUGUUUGAAAAAGCUUGCUCAGUUAUCCGAAAGUUUUGUACCUAAAGAAAUUGUGGAUUUAGUUGCAAAUUCAAACGAAGAAGAUAUAGGUGAUUUAGUAGACAGAGAAUUAAAAAAUGCAGAACGUGCAAUUGAAGAAGCAGUUGCUCGUCUAAGCAAGCUAAAAGAGCGGCCAAAAGAUUUACAAUUUACAUGCUCCGAAUUACAAAUACAUGAUUCUAUACUUGAAGCUGCAAUCGUUAUUACUCAUGCUGUUUCUCAAUUAAUCAAAGCUGCCACCGAUUCUCAAAAUGAAAUCGUUAGUCAAGGAAAAGGCUCUAGCACUAGAGCUGCAUUCUAUAAAAAGAAUAAUCGAUGGACUGAAGGGCUUAUUUCUGCCGCUAAAACUGUUGCUGGUUCAACAAACAUCCUUAUUGAAACUGCUGAUGGUGUAAUUAGCGGCAGAAAUAGUCAUGAGCAAUUAAUCGUUGCUUCUAACGAAAUGGCUGCUGCUACUGCUCAACUUGUUGCUGCAUCAAGAGUUAAAGCAAGUUUUAUGUCCGAAACACAACAAAAAUUAGAAAAUGCUUCAAAAGCCGUUUCUCUUGCAUGCAAAACCCUUGUCAAACAAGUACAGGAAAUCGUAGCAUCUCGUUUUCAACAAGAUAACUUUUUCGAUUAUUCUAAACUUACUCCACAUGAAUUCAAAGUACACGAAAUGGAACAACAAGUCGAAAUUCUCAAAUUAGAAAAUCAACUUGCAAAUUCAAGAAAGAAAUUAGGAGAAAUGAGAAAAGUCUCUUAUCAUAAAGAAAUAAUCGAUUCAUAA
Molecule: messenger RNA, 3543 nt
Organism: Pneumocystis carinii B80
Lineage: Eukaryota; Fungi; Ascomycota; Pneumocystomycetes; Pneumocystales; Pneumocystaceae
Exons: 14
Coding region: 376-3543 (1055 amino acids)
Biological process (GO): actin filament organization; clathrin coat assembly; endocytosis
Cellular component (GO): clathrin-coated vesicle; actin cortical patch
Molecular function (GO): phosphatidylinositol-3,5-bisphosphate binding; actin filament binding; clathrin light chain binding
Source: RefSeq, a predicted model, not a curated record